This is a messenger RNA of Emiliania huxleyi CCMP1516, 534 nucleotides long. RefSeq lists its product as hypothetical. Gene Ontology annotation, molecular function: protein binding. Lineage: Eukaryota; Haptophyta; Isochrysidales; Noelaerhabdaceae. The coding region runs from base 1 to 534 and encodes 177 amino acids. The transcript is spliced from 4 exons. The record is from RefSeq and is a predicted model, not a curated record.
AUGCGAGUCGACUGGCAGCCAAAGCUCACCGCGCACGAGGUGCUCGGAGUCGGCCUCGACGCGAGCCAUGCCGAAAAAUCAAGCCACCACCCCGACAAGAAGGACGGCGAUGCGGCCCUCUUCUUGAGCAUCUCAGACGCGUACGAGGAGCUGUCCAGCAAGUCGAGCGGCGAGAGCCCCUCUAUCCCCAACAUGAGCGAGGAGCUGUGGACGGAUCGGUCCGACUCGCCGCUCUGCACGGCCUGCCUCAACGGCGACCGCGUCGAGGUGAAUCGGCUGCUCGCCGAGGCGCGCUCGGACCCCUUCCAGCAGGACAUCGUCAACAGGCCGGGCCGGUCUGGACUGACGCCGCUCAAGUACGCCUGCGUCAACGGGCACGACGCGAUUGUCGAGAAACUGCUCGAGUCCCGCUGCAGCGUGGACAGCACGAGCCGGGCGGGCGUGACGGCGCUGAUGGAGGCGCGUGCGGAUCAUGGGGUGGGAGAAUCCUAUCGAUUAGCCCUGAGCCUAAUCUCUCUGUCUCCUCACACGUAG